This is a messenger RNA of Mucor velutinosus, 1080 nucleotides long. It is a transcript of the gene CDC73, whose product is annotated as accessory factor associated with RNA polymerase II. NCBI's taxonomy places the organism in Eukaryota, Fungi, Mucoromycota, Mucoromycetes, Mucorales, Mucoraceae. The record is from RefSeq and is a predicted model, not a curated record. Gene Ontology annotation, biological process: alcohol metabolic process. Gene Ontology annotation, molecular function: alcohol dehydrogenase (NADP+) activity; zinc ion binding. Bases 1 to 1080 code for a protein of 359 amino acids. The transcript has 7 exons.
AUGACAGGCAAUCAAGAAGUUUUCACAGGAUAUGCAGGAUUAGAACCCUUUGUUUUAAAGGAUGAAAAGACGCACUUGCAAGUCUACAAGUUUGAACCAAGGCCUUUAGACGCCGAUGAAGUAGAGAUUCAGGUUGCUGCAUGUGGCAUCUGUGGAUCAGAUGUGCACCAAUUAACAAAUGGCUGGAAACGCGCAAACUAUCCCUUGAUUGCGGGUCAUGAAUUCAUUGGCAAGGUAACUGCUGUUGGAGACCAAGUAAGCAACAUUCAAUUGGGACAGAGAGUCGGCGUCAGUCCUGUAUGUCGAUCCUGUGGAGACUGCAUCCAAUGUAAUAGCUCUCAUUCGCAAUUGUGUCCAAACAAAGUGACAACAUAUAAUGGAAAAUACAAGGGAAUCUCUACAUUUGGUGGUUAUGCUGAUAAGGUCAGAGUGCAAGCUGCUUGGGCCAUCCCAAUUCCUGAUAACAUCAGCGAUGCAGAAGGUGCUCCAUUGCUGUGUGCUGGUAUUACUACCUACCUUCCAUUCAAGCAUCAAAGCAUUGGCCCUGAGACCUCAGUGGGUGUCAUUGGUAUUGGAGGAUUAGGACACUUGGCAAUUCAGUGGGCAAAAGCCAAGAAAUGCCCCAAGAUUCUCGCCAUCUCUACAUCAACUAGCAAACGGGAAGAUGCUACUAAACUCGGUGCUACUGAUUUUUUAGUUUUGGACAAGGAUGGCAAUUUUGAGGAACAGUAUGCCAGAAGUGUCGAUGUGCUUUUGGUCUGUGGAUCAGGUAAAUCAACCAACUGGGGCAAAUUGAGCGAGCUUAUCAAGACCCGCGGUAAAAUGAUACUUAUUGACGUUCCUGAUGAGCCUAUCCUCUUACCUGCUGCUGCUCUUGUCUAUCAGCAUAUCAGUUUGAUUGGUACAUUUGUCGGUAGUAAUGAUGAUUUGAAAGAGAUGCUUGAAUUCGCUAGCCAAACAGGCGUGCGUCCAUGGAUUCAAACAGUCGAAAAUACUUUGGAAGGCGUGAAUGGUGGUAUCAAAGACUUGAUCAAUGGCAAAGCUCAUUACCGCAUCGUUAUCAACGGAGAAGGUCGAUAA